Molecule: messenger RNA, 462 nt
Organism: Ogataea angusta
Lineage: Eukaryota; Fungi; Ascomycota; Pichiomycetes; Pichiales; Pichiaceae
Exons: 1
Coding region: 1-462 (153 amino acids)
Biological process (GO): transmembrane transport
Cellular component (GO): membrane
Molecular function (GO): transmembrane transporter activity
Source: RefSeq, a predicted model, not a curated record
AUGUUCUCCCGCGAGUCGUCAGAAGAGAAGGCCGCCGGCCCCGAACCAGAAAAGCAAGUCACCUCUGUGACCUCUGCGCAAAAGAGAUUGGAGCUGGGAAACAUUACAGAGGAUCCGGUUGAAGCCUCUGUUUUGUUCACCUUGGAUAAUCCAUACCAUCCUUUCAACUGGCCUAUCUGGCAGAAGUAUCUUAUCACCAUCAUUUACUGCACCCUGCAAACAUACGUGACUUUGACCUCGACCAGUUACGUUGCUAUUGAGUUUCUGGUGCAGGAAAGAUUUGGUGUUAGUACACAAGUUUCUGCUCUGGGGCAAUCGAUGUUCAUUUUGGGAACUGCCAUAGGACCAGCUUUUCUAGGUCCACUAUCGGAUAUUGGAGGAAGAAAAUGGGUCUAUGUGUUCUCGACGCUUCUUUAUGUCAUCUUCAACUUUGGUAAGUUUGAGUUUGUCUCCGUUUACUAA